CAGCCCAGACAGCCGGCGGCAACGGGAGCGCUGUUUCUCGGUGUGUCUUUCUACGAUUAUUCGCUGCCGGGUAUUCAUAAUUAAUAGUCGGCUUGGGCUGUAAAAUAGUGAAAACACAACCCUGACCCCUGCACAGAGAUAUGAGCGGCAGCGGGCGGCCCAGGACCAGCUCGUUUGCUGAGCCGCCAGGUGUUCCAGGAACCGCCGCUGCGUCCACCGGAUCAGCCGCUGCCGUGGGGAGCAGCACAGGAAAGUCCGGGGUCCCGCAGGCCUCCGGCAGCAGCUCGUCGGGAUGCUCGAACCUUAAGCUUUCCAGAGACAGCGGGAAGGUGACGACAGUCGUGGCCACACCAGGUCAGGGACCGGACCGCCCGCAGGAAGUCUCUUACACCGACAUCAAGGUGAUUGGCAAUGGGUCGUUUGGUGUCGUCUACCAAGCUCGCCUCAUUGACAGCCAAGAGAUGGUGGCCAUCAAGAAGGUUCUGCAGGAUAAGAGGUUCAAGAAUCGGGAACUACAGAUCAUGAGGAAGCUGGACCACUGCAACAUUGUCAGACUACGUUACUUCUUCUACUCCAGUGGAGAGAAGAAAGAUGAAGUGUAUCUCAACCUGGUGCUGGACUUUGUCCCUGAGACGGUCUACAGGGUUGCCAGGCAUUUUAACAAGGCCAAGAGCAUCAUUCCUAUCAUAUAUGUGAAGGUGUACAUGUACCAGUUGUUUCGCAGUCUGGCUUAUAUCCAUUCCCAGGGUGUGUGUCACAGAGACAUCAAGCCCCAAAACCUGCUUGUCGACCCAGAAACUGCCAUCCUCAAGCUGUGUGACUUUGGCAGCGCCAAGCAGCUGGUCCGUGGUGAACCCAACGUAUCGUAUAUCUGCUCACGGUAUUAUCGUGCCCCUGAGCUCAUUUUUGGUGCCACAGACUACACGGCAAACAUCGACAUCUGGUCAGCAGGCUGCGUACUGGCUGAGCUGCUGCUCGGACAGCCCAUAUUCCCUGGAGACAGUGGGGUGGACCAGCUCGUAGAGAUUAUCAAGGUACUCGGAACACCAACAAGGGAACAAAUCCGAGAGAUGAACCCAAACUACACAGAAUUCAAGUUUCCUCAGAUCAAAGCUCAUCCAUGGACCAAGGUGUUUAAACCUCGCACCCCUCCAGAGGCCAUCGCUCUCUGCUCCCGGCUGCUGGAGUACACGCCGGCCUCGCGGUUCUCCCCACUAGAGGCCUGUUCUCAUGCCUUCUUCGACGAGCUGCGCCAGCCCAACACACGACUGCCCAGCGGCCGGGAGCUGCCGAUGCUCUUCAACUUCAGCACCACAGAGCUGUCCAUCCAGCCCCAGCUGAACUCAACCCUCAUUCCUCCUCACGCUCGCUCUCAUACAGCUGCUUCCGCCCACGAUGGUACCGGUUCAGAUUCAUCUCAACACAGUUCAGUACCAGGAUCUCUGAACAGCAUCUGAAGCAGCUCCUCACCUGCCUGCCUGCCAGCCUCACCCUAAUCUCAGACGCACGCACGCACACACACACACACACCCACACACACUACACGCAAACACACACACACGCACACUCUUACUGCUUUCCUCCAUGCUGCUUGCUCUCCUCUUAGAUGAUCUGUUUUUGUACAGUAAAUGCAUUGAACAAACUAAACAUUAGUUCUUUAGCUGCCAGGGUUGAAACUACGGCAGGUGAUUGUUGAAACACACACACACACACACACGCACACACACACGCACACACACAGAGUCGUCUCGCUGCUGCUCGGGUGGUCAGUGAAGGUUCAAUAGUGGGGGCUGGUCCUCUGUAAUAUAACUUUUUUUUUUUUUUUUUUUAAAUCAACACUUUUUUUCUUUAUAUUUGUGUUUAUUUAUUUGACUAAUUGAAAGCAUCAUGUGGUCAUGAAAGUAGAGUUUUUUUUCUCCACUUCUUCAGAUUAUUUUUUUAUAUUCUUCAGUGUUUUUUGAACUGUACACUGCCUGACUGAGAUCAGAACUGGCCCCAAAUAGGUCCAUCAGGGUAAAGAUGUUUUAUUCAACUCAGGGCGGGAGAGCGGACGCAGGGACUGACAAAUUCCUAAAUCCUCCAGCCUCAUUAUUUUACCAAUCCAGCCUGAUGUUUUGGUUCUAAUAAAACCUCCACAUCUUGUUAAUUUACCCGCUUGGAUGGCAGGUAGAGCAGAAAACCUCAUCAGUAGCAGGUAGCAGUUAUCAGUGUUCGGUUGGAGGUGUUGAGGCUCGAUCGCCCUUCACCUGGAUCAUGUUUAGUGGACCGGAAAUAACCAGAACGACUCUUCCAGUCGCCACGUCUUGCAUUCGUCUGUUUGUUUCCUCUUCUAAAGAGUUUUGUCUUCUGCUGAAAGGGUGAAAUAUUCCUCUGAGCCUCUUUCACACACAGUUUACGAUAAAUUAGUGGGAUAACAGAUCGCCACACACUUCUAGUGGGUCGUAAGUGAUACUUGAGGGGAUGAUUUUAAUUAGUCUAUACUUUUUUUUUUUUUUUUUUUAGGAAAAUCCACCAUAGUAUACCCAGUGUUUGUUCCUUAAAAAGUAAAUUAAUCUAAAAAUAAGGCAUUAAUUGGUGUUAAAAUGUCAUAAAUCAACUUUCAAAACGAAUAAUUCUAAAACAUGAGCAGUAUUUUAUGAAUCUUUUUUUCUGAAGUUGCAUUGUAAAAUCCAAACAUAUUUGGCAUCGUAUAAAGCUAGAAUUAACACUUUUUUAAAAAGGAAAAUCCCGCACAGUAUACUCAAGGUUGCUGCAGAAUCCUUGAAUUAAUUAAUCUAAAAAUAAGGCCGUAAUUCAUAUCAAGAUGUCUUAAUUUAAUCUUUCAAAAAUCCUGAAGUGGUCAAAAAAACACGGGCAGUAGGGUUUUAUGAAUGAAUAUUUCUGACGUUGCAUUGUAAAAUCUGGAAAUAAUUGACCUCUUACCAAAGCAUUCAGGGUUUCUGAACGCCCAUAAAUAGUAUUUAAAGGCAUUGAAUUCAUUAAUCUGGAAAAAAAAGGGGUUGGUUGGUAUUAAAAUGUCUUAAAUCAAUCUUUGAGAAAUCAAAAAAAAAUUCUAAAACAUGGGCAGUAGGGUUUUAUGUAUCGCUUUUUUCUGACGUUGCAUUGUAAAAUCUCUCAUUAAGCUGCAAUUAACAUAUUUAAAAAUGUAAUUCAUUAGAAAUUGGCUUUUUUUAUCAAAGAUUUUGUGGCAUGGUUGACAAACACUGUUCCACCCUGUAUCUGCUACGAGACAAAAAAGUCAUGUUUCAAUAAACAUUUGGGCAAAAUUAUCUCGAGCCCAAAGUAACUGAUGUCGAUUCACGUUUGUCUUCCAUUUGGCUAUUGAAAAUUUGGUCUCAAAUUUCACUCAGAAUGGCAUAAAAAAAGUCCACAACAUCCACACAGGAAUAUUCCUCAACUCCCACUCUUGUUCAUCACCUCAAAAAUUAGUUCAGAGCUGUAAAAUGAAGAAAAAAAAAAAUAUGAUGUUCAGCAAAAGCAGUUGUGCAUUACUGUUUAUUCUCCGUCCUGCCAACUAGUUAAUGGUUUCGUUUACUUGACUAAAACCAGCAGCUCUGGAUAAAACUGUCUUAAUAAUUGCAGCAGUAGAAAACAAAUUCUAAAGCUUAAUUUUUUUUUAUAAAUUAGAGACUGUAUCACAGAUAUAAAUUGACUCCAGAAGUUAUUUCUUGAAGAGAAUAAUCACAUUUCUGCCCCUUUUAACACCCGGGGGGAAAAGAAACCUGACGGCCUUCACUGGGUUCACUAGAAAGUGUCUUUAAAGGCGUUUAAAGGUGUUUCCAUUAAUAUUGGCUGGAUUUUUUUUUUUUUUUUUACAAUUAAUUCACAAAAAAAUCAUUUUGUUCUUCAUUUGGAGCUUUCAAAACAUAAAAAAAGUAAUUGUGGUCAUCAUGUGGUUAAUGAUAAGAAGUAAAAACAUUUAGGCGACUUGCUGCUUUUAAGAAAAAAAAGUUAAUUAUAAAUUUUAAAGCUUUGAAAACUAUUUAAAUGUGGUAAAUAUAGUUGCUUAAUGGCUUCCCUUUACAAUUCCCUCUAAUAAUGUAUUAGUACAGAGAACAAAAAGAUGUUUUUUUGAUUAUUUUUCCAUUCCACAAUAUUAAAAUGUCUCCCUAAAAAAACGAAACAUAGUAAACACAAAUGCUAUCAAAUCAAAAAGUCACUUUUGGUAAAUUCCCCUUUAGCUCAAAGAUAAUUCGUGUUAGUUUAGAGGGAAAAAAAAGAAAGGCUUUUGUACUUUAAGAGCUGAGUGAAUGUUGGUCCUCUUGAUUAAAUGCAGCAGAGAAAAUAAAGAAUGCCAGGAUGGAGGAUUUAAUGUUUUAUUAAACUCGAUGAGGGAGGGAUACUUCAUGUAAAUGUAUUUAUUUAUUUGUUUUUUGUUUUUCGAGAGUUGGAUGUCAGUUAAUUUCAGCCGGCGCAGGUGGCAAACUGUAUUUUUAUCAGUGGAAAGUUCUCUGUCGAAACUAAAAUAACUGUGGCGGAUAAAAGGAUGUUUACACAGGCGAAAAAGAAAAGAUGAAUGGAAAGCUUAAUGUGAAUAGUAGUUGAACUUAAAUUUGAAGCAGGGGAGUUCCUGUUAGGUGACUGUGUGUUUGUGUGCUCCUUGUGCUUCUGUCUUUGUGAGGACCGAUUCGAGUUACAAGAGUGAGAAAAGAGAGACGUUGAGGUUAGAUUUGGAUUUUGGGUUUUUUGAAGUGUGGUUGUAUGAGGUAAUUUUCCAUAGUCCAGGAGUUGGCAACAAAAUUAUACAAAAUGAAACAGUUAUUUCUUCACAUAUUAAUGUCAAUUUGUCAUUGGUGUUGGCCCAAAGUAAUAUGUACUCUUCAGUUGUAAAAAUGUGUCACUUAUAUGUACAGUCAUGGAAAAAAAUUAUUAGACCACCCUUGUUCUCUUUAGUUUCUUGUUCAUUUUAAAGUCUGGUACAACUAAAGGUACAUUUGUUUGGACAAAUAUAAUGAUAACAACAAAAAUAGUUUUAAAAAGAGUUUAAUUUAAGAGCUAAUAUCUAGACAUUUACAUGGUUUUCUUGAUGAUAGCCAAAAUCAUCAUCAAGAAAACCAUGGAAAAUUGCUCAUAAGAGUUUAAUUUGUUAUCAUUACAUUUGUCCAAACAAAUACCUUUAGCUGCACCAGGCAUUAAAAUGAACAUGAAAAAGAAGAAAAAGGGUGGUCUAAUAAUUUUUUCCAUGACUGUAGAUCACUUCCCAAUCAGAAAGAGCAAAGUGAAGCAGUGAAAAUAUUCUCAGAGCUACACUUAAACUAAUAGUCUGGUAGAUUUGAAGGGAGCAAAGAGCUUCAGUUCCUCAUUGGAAAAGGCUGUCCAAACACAAGGAAAAGUGGUGAAAAAAUUCUAAAUAUAGUGCACACUAAUGUUUUUUAAGUGGUUAAAAGACAUUUUAUCAG
Messenger RNA from Centropristis striata (black sea bass), 5399 nucleotides. RefSeq names its product glycogen synthase kinase 3 alpha a (gene gsk3aa). The coding region runs from base 141 to 1457 and encodes 438 amino acids. Gene Ontology annotation, cellular component: cytoplasm; cytosol; nucleus. The record is from RefSeq and is a predicted model, not a curated record. Gene Ontology annotation, molecular function: ATP binding; protein serine/threonine kinase activity. Gene Ontology annotation, biological process: negative regulation of canonical Wnt signaling pathway; extrinsic apoptotic signaling pathway in absence of ligand; protein phosphorylation. Lineage: Eukaryota; Metazoa; Chordata; Actinopteri; Perciformes; Serranidae. The transcript is spliced from 11 exons.